AUGCAAACCACGCUUGUCAUGCUCAUGGCCAUGACAUCAUGGAGUCUCAUGCUCUUUACCAUGCUCGUCAUGCUCAUGCUCUUUACCACGCUUGUCAUGCUCAUGGCCAUGACAUCAUGGAGUCAUGCUAAGGAGACCUGGGGGAGCAUGAUCAUGCUCAUCAUGCUCUUUACCAUGCUCAUCAUGCAAACCAUGCUCAUCAUGCGCAUGGCCAUGACAUCAUGGAGUCAUGUUAUGCUCGUCAUGGUAGUCAUCAUAGGAGUUAUCAUGCUCAUCAUGAUUAUCACCAUGCUUAUCAUG
Molecule: messenger RNA, 300 nt
Organism: Peniophora sp. CBMAI 1063
Lineage: Eukaryota; Fungi; Basidiomycota; Agaricomycetes; Russulales; Peniophoraceae
Source: the annotation of a GenBank genome assembly